UUUCAAGAAUCAUAGAUCUCUUGGAAGAACCAUUAGUUGCUAUUUGUUCCACUUUUGUUGUUUAUUUGACAAUGAAUGAUAAUACCCUGGGUGCAUAUGAGGAUGUUGAAGAUUUAGCAAGUCAUGUGGUGAAGAAAGCAUUGAAAAAAAUGGAUGAUUCCAAUUCUGAUUGA
Molecule: messenger RNA, 173 nt
Organism: Entrophospora candida
Lineage: Eukaryota; Fungi; Glomeromycota; Glomeromycetes; Entrophosporales; Entrophosporaceae
Source: the annotation of a GenBank genome assembly